AUGAAGUCAGCAACGUUUACAUCCAUGGAGUCAGUAGUUACCAACAAGCGAAUCGACACAGAUUUGAUUGAAGAAAAAACAAAUAUUAGAAAACUCUCCUGUAUGUUGGAUUGUUUGAAUGAUGUCACAUGUGAUUCUAUUGGUUACCAUAGUGAUGACAUGAAAUGCCGACUCUACAAUGUAGUAGUGUCCGGUUCUGGCGGUGUCACUGAAAUUGGAUGGGGAUAUUAUUCUAUUCGAGAAGAUUUCUGUUCAGAAGAGAAUUUCCAUCAUAAUCGCGUUCUUGACCUGUGUUAUUACUCGCCAGCUGGAAAAGAAAGUUGUCCUGAAGCGAUUGAUAUAUGUGCCAACUUUUCUGCCAAUUUACUUAUUGUGGACAACCAAGCUAAACAGGACUGGAUGACGGAAUUUUGUGUUACUAACAAUGUUGACGGGACUUUCUUUGAUGCCUACAUGGACAGUAGUGCAGGUGUGUGGAGGCUUGGAAGUACUGGUAUGGCACUAACGUAUACUUACUGGGAUGGAGGACAACCAAACAUGGCCGGUCUUUGUAUAGGCACGAUAUCCAUCCAUGGCUGGUAUUGGCACGACUACCCAGUUCAUUGGAAAGCAGGCAUCAUAUGUGAAAUCCGCCGUCCUUAA
Messenger RNA from Ylistrum balloti, 642 nucleotides. Its product is annotated as C-type lectin domain family 4 member A-like. The transcript has 3 exons. The record is from RefSeq and is a predicted model, not a curated record. NCBI's taxonomy places the organism in Eukaryota, Metazoa, Mollusca, Bivalvia, Pectinida, Pectinidae. The coding region runs from base 1 to 642 and encodes 213 amino acids.